AUCAGUGUGGUCGCAGCAUCCAGGGAAGGUAGCCGCUGGUCCCAUUGAAUCGAAAGACUCUCUCAACAUGGCGACGAAUAUACUGAGUGUUCGAGUGACUGCCCGUGGCCUCGACUUCGGCAGGACCUGGAUGGCGAGGGCUUGCUGGGGAGGAGCAGGAAGAGGAGGAGGAGGAGGAGGAGGAGGAGGUGGUAUGAUGUCCGGCUCCCGACUUCUUCUCUUCUCCCGACACCUUUCCACUGCCAACAAGGAAACGAAGAUCGGAAUUAUUGGAAUCGGACAAGUCGGUGGCGCCGUGGCCGGGAACCUUGUGCAGAAGGGCUACCAGGUGACGGCCGCCGCUGACCCCGACGCCGCCCGCCUUGACGCCCUCCCGCCCGCCGUGGCCCGCUGUUCCUCCCCCGCCGAAGUGCUGAGCCUCUCCGAUGUCGUGCUGACCUGUCUACCCAAGCCAGCCCACGUGAAGGCGGUCGCUGAAGGGUCCAAUGGUCUUCUAGCGGCCAUGACCCCGGGCAAGAUAUGGGUAGACCACUCCACCACUGAAUAUGAGCAGACCAUUGGUUACAUGGCGGAGGUUGAGGGCAAGGGCGCCUAUAUGCUCGAGUCUCCCAUCACCGGAGGCCUUGACGCGCUACGGAAGGGACAGAUGGUGGCUUAUGUAGGUGGGAAGAAGGAGGUGGUUGACGCGGUGAUGCCCAUACUGGAGGCAUCGUAUAUGAAAGUGUUCUACGUCGGGGCCACCGUGGGUAACGCUAUGGUUAUCAAGGUCAUCUCUAACAUGCUCUGCUGCGUCCACGUGGUUGCCAUGGGGGAGGCGCUCAUGCUUGGCAAGCGAGCAAACAUCGAUCUCAGGACCUUCUGGGAGGGGAUAAGGCUCAGUGUGGGGAACAGCUUCGUGUGGGAAACCGCGGCGCCUGUGGUCUUCAACGGAGGCGAUUACGACCCUGGUUUCUCCCUCUCCCUGCAGAAUAAGGACCUCCAGCUGGGAUACGAUAUGGCUAGGAAGUUUAAAGUUCCCAUGGCCCUCCACCAGCAGACCCUUAGCACCUACAGGGCCGCCGAGUACCAGUUCGGGGAGGAGGCGGCCUGCUACAUCGUCCCUCGGGCCCUGGAACUGUCCCUUAACGAGUUCCUUCAGAUUCCAGGAUUCGCUAAGUGGGAGUACAACAACGUAAUCCAAGAAGGCUCCCUCAACGUCACCCACGAAGGCAUUGAGGACAGGAAAGAGGACCAGUAAUAACGGUACCAGAACCAAUACAGAGAAAAGGAACCAUUAAACCAGAAUCAAUACUGCCAUAAGGAAUCAGAGAACCAUUAAAUCAGAACCAAUAAUGCCAAAAAGUGCCAGAGAAGAGGCAUUGAUGGCAACCAAGAGGACCAGUAAUAGCGGCACCAGAACCAAUACAGGGAAAGGGAACCAUUAAAAGAGUACCAAUAUUCCAACAAAGAGCAAUGCAGAAGAGAGAGGCAUUGAGGAUAAGAAAGAGGACCAGUAAUAGCGGUACCAGAACCAACACAGGGCAAGGGAACCAUUAAAUUAGAACCAAUACCGCCAGAGAGAGAGAGAGAGAGGGCGUGGGCGUAGGCGUGGGCGUAGAUAAAGGAGUAAUGGGCGUGUAUGGGCGUAUGCUAAGGCCUUGCGUAGCCUAAUAUGGCAUGGGUUAAGGAUGCUGUUAUUGUUCCUUUCUCCUCAUUAUAAUUAUCAUCAUUAUUUAUCUUUCAUUUAUUGUUUGAGUUUAUUUAUGUGAGGUUCGGUUAUUGUUGUUAUUUCCUAUUGAUAUAUUUAUUCUUUUUUUAUCUGUUGUUGAAUUGUUUUGAAGAGAAAUAAAAAAAAUGA
Molecule: messenger RNA, 1837 nt
Organism: Eriocheir sinensis (Chinese mitten crab)
Lineage: Eukaryota; Metazoa; Arthropoda; Malacostraca; Decapoda; Varunidae
Product: L-threonate dehydrogenase-like
Exons: 9
Coding region: 68-1237 (389 amino acids)
Biological process (GO): L-valine catabolic process
Cellular component (GO): mitochondrion
Molecular function (GO): 3-hydroxyisobutyrate dehydrogenase activity; NADP binding; NAD binding
Source: RefSeq, a predicted model, not a curated record